AUGACACUACUAUUUCCAACACAGCAAGUCCCAUAUUUUCAAGAUUCAACAAAAAUUUCUCGUAAUCUUAAUUAUCCAUUAUGGCAUCUAGAAGAUGUUCUAUUACCAUUAUUUGGAAAAAGUUAUACAAAUGAUAGUUUACGUGAAACAAUUCUUAGUGCAAAUCAUAUUUGGUGCGUACACAAAAAUGGUAAAUGUGUUGGAUGUGCAUUGAUGACUGAUGUUGGAUCCAAUCGUGGACUUUAUAUGAUGCUAUUUGGAAUAAAAAAAUCAGAACAAGGUCGUGGACUUGGUAAACGUUUAUUAGAAAAUAUUAUAAGAUGGUCUCGUACACAUGGAUAUAGAUUUAUAUAUUUACAUACAGAACAUAAUAAUCAAAAGGCAAUACAAAUGUAUAAAAAAGCAGGUUUUAUACAACAAGCUUUUCAACCUAAUUCUUUUGAACAAUUACCACAGCUUGGAUCUGGUGUUGUUCCAUUGGUAUUGUUCUUACUUUGA
Rotaria sp. Silwood1 is the source of this 498-nucleotide messenger RNA. Lineage: Eukaryota; Metazoa; Rotifera; Eurotatoria; Philodinida; Philodinidae. The record is from the annotation of a GenBank genome assembly.